AUGGGUGACUUCAAAUACCCUGAUAUCUGUUGUGAGGACCAUUUGGCCGGCUCCAGCAAGUCAGCCAAUUUCUUGGCAGCAAUCAAUGACCUGUUCCUGUCACAGGUUGUCAAAGGACUGACUAGAGGUAAAGCCACUUUGGACUUAGUGCUUACCAAAGGGGAGGAUAUGGAUGCCAUCCCAGUUUCUAUCAAGGUUAAAUCAGGAGUGUCUCCCCCAUCGAUCCCACAAUACCCACUAUCAGUUGCUGCCUCCAGAGGCAUUGCUCCUGUAAUACAAGGUCUCCUAGAACAGGGUGUCCUUGUACCUACCUGUUCUUGUUGUAAUACCCCAAUCCUUCCAGUCCAAAAGAAGAAGUGUACACCUGAGGUGUUGCCUGUUUAUCAUUUUGUUCAAGAUUUGUGUGCUAUUAAGAAUUCUGUGAUUCCCUUGACAGCUGUGGUACCCAACCCAGCCACUGUACUUUCUCAAAUACCUGCUUCUGCUCUUUAUUUUUCUGUGGUGGAUCUCUGUAAUGCUUUUUUUUUUCUACCAGUUCACCCUGACUCUCAAGAUUUAUUUGCUUUUACUUACCAGCGCCAGCAAGACACCUUCACCUGUCUGCCUCAAGGAUUUCGUGACUCACCCACCACAUAUAGCCAACUUCUCAAGUCUGACCUCGAUACAGUCCAGUUGCCUCAUGAUUCUGUGCUAGUCCAAUACGUAGAUGAUUUGCUCCUCUACUCUGAUACCCUCCCUCAUUGCCAAGUUGACUCUGUCACUCUUUUAGAACAACUUGCAGCAGGGGGCCACAAAGCCUCCCGCUCUAAGCUCCAAUUCUGUCAGACUUCUGUUACCUAUCUGUGGUACACUAUUUCUCACGGUACCCAUCACCUGUCUCCUGAUUGUCUUUCUGCUGUUCUUUCCCUUCCAUACCCACAAACUAAACACCAACUUCAUGGUUUCCUAGGUGCUGCCAACUACUGCCGACAGUAG
Gavialis gangeticus (Gharial) is the source of this 975-nucleotide messenger RNA. RefSeq lists its product as uncharacterized. The record is from RefSeq and is a predicted model, not a curated record. NCBI's taxonomy places the organism in Eukaryota, Metazoa, Chordata, Crocodylia, Gavialidae.